AUAUUUCAACAUCAUGAAGAACAAACCAGUCCGUCAUAAAGAAUCCAACACCUUUCAGUUUAAACCAUUCUCUGAAAGGAUAAGUGAAAUUGAUGUCGAUGUAUUCCACCGUGUCGGACAUCGAAACGAGGAAGACGACGAUGAGGUCGAAACGUAUUUUCACCAGACUCUUCAGAAAUGGAAUUUCCUUAACCUUACAGAAGGUUAUUGUAGCUUUAAAAAGAAAGUCCGCGACAUUGUUACGCUCCCACAGUUGAUUAAUCAGAAGCAAUUCGUGAUUGAGACCUUAAUAGAGUACCUGGAGCAAAAGGAUGUUCUGUUUUUACAACCAAUUUUGGAAUUAGUGGUAGCCCUAUCCAAAGACCUGCAAAAGGAUUUUUACAAUUAUUUCCCGAAGUUUCUAACAGUCAUCAUUGAUCUAUUGCGGACCAAAGACACAGAACAGAUAGAGUAUACAUUUACAGCAUUGGCUUAUCUGUUCAAAUUUUUAUGGCGAUAUUUGGUUAAAAAUGUCAAGACUGUGUUGGAUCUAUUGUUGCCAUUACUGGCAGACACACAACCGGCUUAUAUAAACAAUUUUGCAGCUGAGAGUUUUGCAUUUGUAGUGAGGAAAGUUAAGGAUAAAGAUUCUUUCAUAAGGAUAAUAAUAAAUAUUCUGGAAGAAAAUCCGAAUGGAGUACCAGGUGGUGGAAAAUUAUUAUUUGAUGUUAUAGCUGGCACACCAGGGCAAUUUCACUCGUGUGCAGAACAAAUGCUUUUGUUAUACUUUAAUGCAUUGAACGAUGACAGCAUCAAUCAGGACAUAAUGGUUAAAGUACUGAAAGUAAUAAUUAACUGCUUUUUGCAGAAUAUGCACCCACAAAAAAGCUCAAUAUUCUGGUCUGUAUUAUUAAAUGUCAUAAACACAUCUGCCGAAAAGACUAAAAGCUUUGAAUCAACUGCUGGGAGAGAAAAAAGUUUGAUACUUGUAAUGCACCUACUAUCUACAGUCGUUAAUUAUAAAAAUGGAAGGUUCGUUAUAGAACCAGUACCAUUGAUCAAAAAAUUAGUACAGAUUUUCGAUAUGUUUGAGGAUCAGAACGACGUGCUACACGAAAUUAUAAAGGUAGCAGUUGCUGUUCUUUUAGCAGACAAUAUUAAAUUAAUGCAAGAGACGUCGAACCAAAUAGUACUGAAGAUUAUAACUGUGAAAGAUCUUAAAUUACGACACUGGGCCGUUGAAAGUUUAAUGGAUUAUUCAGCAUUUGAAACUCUGAUAUUACCGCAUAUAUUGCGACAUAGUAUUACUACCGAGUUCAAUGAUGAUUAUUUGCAAUUGUUUGCCAACAUAGUGAAAACAAAAGUUCCACUGUCUAUAAAUGGUAUUAAUUUAAAUAAGUGGAGGAAAUACAUUCUAGACAUUCGAGGUGCUAAGCCAGAGUGCAUCGACUUCUUCCUGAAAAGAUUAAAAGGUUUAUUGGAUGAUGAUGUAUCAAUUGAUACAUUGAAAAUGUUAAUUAUUAUAUCACAUUUCAAAUCUUUGCCGAAAGAGUUCAUAGAUACCUUAAAAGAAGGGAUAUUAUCUCUAUAUAGGCGGAUAUUAAAUGACGUAAAUACAGAACGUGAUAUAAAUAAAUUAUGUUUCAGUUUCCUAUUGGCUUCUGAGUCAGCAGUUCACAUUUUGGAGCCUGAAACUCUGCAUAAUUUUAUACAAACACAUGAUAUAAAGAUAGUGGAUCUUCUAAAUAAAUAUCCAGACAAUAAAUUCAUUUUGAAUGUAGUGGAUUUAUAUAUAACGUAUUUUAAUACAUCAGAAUAUCAGGAAAUGUAUAUAAAUGCAACUGUUUUUGAUAAUAUAAAUAACAGUAUUGCACAGAAAUUGAAUUCUCCUUUCAGCGAAGUUCGUUUGAUUGUAACUCAUUUGUAUUCUUUGUACAACAGCAUUGAAGAAAUUAAAUCGAUUGGCACAAGCGCUGAUAAGAGUGCUAUGGAACAUAUGUAUCUAGCAGAAUGUGAACCGACAACGGUGCAAACUUACAGAAAUAAAUUAUUGCACUUACAAGCUUUAGCAUUUGAUGGCAAUGUAUUAUCAGGUUUAAAUCCCAAGUAUACUGAUUUUCCAUUGCGGUAUUUAUUAGGGAAUUUGUACUUAAAUUUCUCUAUAUUAUGGGAACCUGUAAGCAAGAUUAUUGCAACGUAUGCUACCAAAGAAUGUGAACAAUUCUGGCCAGUAUUCUUGAAUGAAUUACAAUGCGAUCACAAAGAAGUCGCAGACUUUUCACCGUUGUACGAGUGUGAUAUUAUUUCUGAAAUAGAAGUUACGAUACAAACGAGCAAAGACAAACCUGAUUAUAAAAAUCAUAAAAUUUUAUUGUGGAAGUGUAUGGGAAGUUUCUCGCAUUACUGUGAAAUGAAGAACAGAGACUUAACUGGAAUAUUUAUUGAUUAUGUAAACGAGAAUUUCUUUCAGACAAAUUCCGAAGAUGCCAAGUGUUGCAGUAUUUCGAAAGCAGAAAAUUUGAAUGAGCCUGAUAAUAAAAUGGAAAUUGAUGCAGACGAUGAUGAGAGUGAUAAUGAAUUUAAUGAGAAUGAAAUGGACACGAAGGACGAAGAAGAACAAAAGGAGGAGAAAAAAGUUACCAUUUCUACUGGUAGAAAAUCGAAACGAACAGAUACAAAGUCGAAGCAGACAUUUAUGCCAAGCAGAAUUUACAAGACAAAACUUUUAAUUGCUCAGUUAGAGAUAUUUGGAAAGGUGACAAAUCCAAGAACAUUGUACAGGGAAUCAGAGAUGCAGACAAUUUAUUUGGACUUAUUGUCAUCGAAAAGUUCUGAUGUCCAAACUGCUGCCUUAAAUUGUCUUCUCACUUACAAAUACAAAUAUCUGUUACCGUACAAAGAUAAUUUGAACAAUUUGAUCAGCGAGAAGAAUUUGAAAAACGAAUUGGUACGUUUCAAGGUGGAUGAAGAGAGUAACAUGAUACAGAACGACCAUCGUGCUGAAUUUAUACCGAUAUUAAUGAGACUACUUUAUGCGAAAAUGGUAUCCAAAGUAGGGUUGAGAACUGGUGGCAAAGGCGGAGGACUUUUAAGACGAAAAAUGAUUUUGCGUUUUCUCUCUGGUACUCAAGAAGAUGAAAUGAUUAUAUUUGUGAAAAUGGCGUUCAGACCCUUCAGGAAAUACAUGUCACUGGAAUUGAAUGGAAAAGUCAAUUUGAAGGAGCUUACGCAGAACAUUAUCAAUACAGUUGAUUUGAAGAACGUUAUACCACCUAAACGUUUGCAAAGUGCCAUCAAUUUACUCGGGAUUUUGAUAGAACAGUUUGGCGGUAAAAUGGCACAGAAAUUGUUACCUUAUCUACUUGGUUUAGUGAUAUGCAUUUUAGCCGAAGUCACCGGAGUCCUCCAGAGAUCAAAUAAAGUGUAUGUUGGCUAUUUACCGUCCAUUAGAAGUGUACGAAAAAGUUGCAUCCUGAUAUUAGCAAGGUUCUUUGGUCAUUAUGAGAAUUACGAAUGGAGUGAGCAUGAAAUAGACGCCUUGUUUAACGUAGCAGUCUUUCCAUGGCUGGAAAAGUUGCCCAUGGAGUGUAUUCACAGUCCGACUCCCUUACUGAAAUUGUUCACGGCAUGGAGUCAAAACUCACGUUAUUAUUCUUUGUUCAUAAAAUACCGAGAGGACAACAAAUUAGUCAGCCCUCUCCCAUUUAUUAUGCAGCUUCUGUUGGGUCCGAAGACUCAUGCUUCUGUAGUCAAUGCUAUACUUGAGAUGAUCGAGAAGAUGGUAACCUUACAGGAUUAUGGGAAAACAAACGAGAAUGAUAUGGAUGUUGAUGGACCUAUAAUCCCUCUGACAUCUGUACUUACUAAUCUACUGGAAGUAAACGAAGAAGCCUUGUCCAACGGUGUUAACUAUGGAUCAACUAUACUACUUCCGCAUGUUUUCAGUAUUUUAAAAUACAUCAAGAAAAAACUCGAGAAGACCAACAGAGGGGUAAACAAAACGGAGUUGGUGAUAUUAUCACGUAUUUCGGAAUUUGUGAAGGAUGCAGAUGCAUGCGACACGCUACUCACUCUUAUCGUGCCGAUAUUAAUCAGACGCGUUGGCGCCAGCGAAAGCGAAGAAACGAUAAUUGAAUUAAUCACGACAGUUAUAAAUCUGAUGAAGCAUAUUAAGAAACCGGAGAUUCAUCUGCGUGCAAUUUUACCUCUGUUGGGCAUAAUUUCAUCUAUACCCGCACGAAAACUUUUCCUGAAUCUUUACAAAACUAUCGCCGAGGGAUCCGCAGAAGAAUUUCGUGAAGUACACGUUAAAAGUUACAACACGAUAACUGCACUUAACGCGUGGGAUCGUAGAUGGAUCGAUCAGCCGGAUAUUCAGAAGAGGCUGGACGCAUUUACUGAGAUUAACAACGAGAUCGAGAAAGAUGCAAUUACAUUGGAAUUCGGUGUGGCUGUUAUUUAUAAUUGUUAUUACAUUCUUAAGAACGAAACGGAUCUAGCCAUGAGAGAUUCUGCAGGGCAGUGUCUGAAGCUUGUUGGACCGAAAUUGGCAAAGAAGUACAGAGAGAACAACUUGGAUAGACGUUAUUUAAUGGACGGUACAAUUUUACCCAUUGUAAGAAAAGGAAUUGUCAGCAGAAAUGAGGCUGUACGACUUCAGUCGAUAGGCUUCUUGGGACAUAUGUCCAUGGAAUGCCCAGAGGUGCAUCCUGUCCUGAGGGACUUGUCACUGCUGACGAACAAAGUGGACCCAGAGGUGGACUUCUUUGAGAACAUGCAACAUCUGCAAAUGCACAGAAGGGGUCGUGCACUGCUGAAAUUCUGUACUCUAGCAAAGACUCUGGAUAAAGCACCAAACCCAGGAACAUUAACACAAUUUAUUCUACCCCUGGCUUCUUCGUACUUGUGCAAUGAACAUUAUAUACACAAGAACAGCAUUGUUGAUGCUGCAAUAGAAACAGUUGGUACAGUGUGCAGACUUCUGCCCUGGCAUCAAUAUGAAAUCAUCCUGAAGCAUUAUUUGGGAAAGUUAAGGGGAUCCAUUGAAUUUCAAAAGCAACUUGUUCGAAUAGUUGUUAUUAUCUUAGAUUCUUUCCACUUCAAUCUGUCAAAGUACAAAUUUGAGGGAGGAUCGAUAGGAUCAGGAAAUGUUAAAGAAAUUGUAGAAAAUAAAACAGUUCCUGCAGAGAAAGAGGAAAAGGAUGAAAAGGCUGCUGAAAAGGACAAUGAAGAAACUGUUAAUGAGGUUGAAGAAACCUUAGAUGACGCUUUGAAUUCGGAAAAUCUGGAGAGUGUCGAAGAACUUGUAGAAAAAGAGCAGAAGGGAGCACAGGAGGAUGUGCUUGCAAUGGACAAGCAAAUAGUACUUUCACAGAAUGGGGCAAAAAAGGUCGUGUUUAGUAUAUCCAAGGAAUUACUGCCACAACUUCAUCGCUCUAUUAUAGCAAGAACCAGUCGCGAGACUAGUCACAAAGUUAAUAAAAAGAGGCUCGCAGCGGACAACGAAGAGGAAGAAUUAAUGAGAGUUCCCAUUGCGCUUGCGUUUGUUAAAUUAUUACAGAAAUUACCUGAACGGAUUUUGAAUUCCAAUUUGCCGGGAAUCUUCAUGAAAUUGUGCACUUUUUUGAAAUCGCGUUUGGAAUCUGUGCGGCGAGUUACACGAGAAGUGUUGCAGAAGAUUAUGAUAACUCUGGGUCCAAAGUAUCUUCACCAUUUGUUAAGGGAAAUGAACACAUUGUUAACAAAAGGGUUUCAAGUUCAUGUUCUCGCAUAUACUCUGCAGUCAGUGUUAGUUGCCUUGAAACCAUAUUUCCAGAAGUUGGAUAUUAAUCAGAAUCUUCAGAGUAUAUUAUCAGUGUGUAAAGUAGACUUAUUCGGGUUGACUGCAGAAGAAAAGGAAGUGAUUGGGAUCGUGAAAAAUGUGUCAGAAGCAAAGUCUACGAAAAGUUUUGAUAUCUUUCACAUACUAGCAGAAUAUAUUACAGAGUCUUGUUUACUGGACUUGAUUCUACCGUUGAAAGAAGUGGUCGUCAAAACACACUCGCAUAAAACUGUCCAGAAAGUAGUGGAAUGCUUUAGGAACGUGGUAUUGGGUUUAGUCGACAACACUUUUAUACCAUUAGAAAAGAUGCUGAUGUUUCUGUACGGUAUAGUUUCCGAAAGUAUACCGCAACUGUUGCCUGAGAAGAAGGGCAAAGAAUACACCGAAAAAGAAUCAGAGGCACUGUCUAAACAGAAACCAGAUUGCUACCUCAUACCACCUGUACCAAAAAGUAGAAUGGGCAUAAAGUCUGCAUCAAAAACAUCUAAAAAUACUAACAUUCAUGUCAUCGUUGAAUUUGGUUUAAAACUCUUUCAUAUACUAUUGAAACGAGACAAGGUAUCCGGUGCAACGUUCACGCCUUUUGUAGACCCAUUUGUACCAAUUAUAAGCGACUGUCUACAAUCGCAGCAUGUUAAGUUGAGCACUUUAGCCUUACAGUGUUUACACUGGUUGCUCAAGUUGGAUUUAUCGUCGAUACAGGAGUCAAUCUCCGAUAUCUGUACGUCCAUCUUCAACGUACUGCACAAAUAUGCCGCGGCCGGUUUGGGCAAAGGGGACAAUUUUGAUCUCGUUAUGGCCGCUUUCAAAUGUAUGUCCGUAAUUGUCCGUGACGUGAAACACUACACGAUCACUGUGGACCAGCUGAAAGUUUUGAUCAUGUAUGCUGAGCAAGAUAUGCACGACAGCGACAAACAAGCAACAGCGUUCGGCUUGCUGAAAGCCAUCAUUGCCAGAAAGAUGUUUUUCCCAGAGAUGUAUCUAGUUAUGGAAAAAGUUGCCGCUUUAAGCGUCACAUCGGAAAUCGAACACGUCCGGCAGCAGUCCCGUUCCGUUUUUUAUUCGUACAUAAUGGAAUACCCCCUUGGAAAACAUUUGAACAAACACAUAGCAUUUUAUUUAACGCAGCUAAGUUAUGAGAUGCAACCCGGUCGACUUAGCGCGCUAGAAAUGCUUCACAGUAUCGUUACGGGAUUCCCAGUAAAAACUUUAGUUCUGAAAUCAGGCCUCAUAUUUGUAAUGGCAGGCGCGAGGCUGGUGAACGAUGAUGAUCCAACCUGUCGGAAGUUAUGCGCAAAGUGCAUCAAAGAAAUGGUAACACGUGUACCUUACAACAAAAGGAGUAAACUUUUUGAUAUUGUCGUGGAAUGGUUGAAAGAUGAUAAGGUAAUGCACCGUACUCUGGCCGCUCAAUUGUGCGGCAUAUUUGUCACAGUGGAGAAAGAUACGUUUGAAUCUCGCCUGAAUGAAGUAUUACCACUUCUCUUGAAACAGUUCCACGCGAAGUUUGAUGACAAGGAGGAGCCUGGUCGUUUCGUGAAAUUACCUACAACCGAAAAUACGAAAUUAGAAAUGCUACCGAACGUUAAGGACCCAGAGAGAAUGAAAGAUCAUCAUAUGUUCCAAGUUUUACAAUUGUUGUUAAAGAUAUCAGCAAACUGCACAGCGUUCCUCAAGAACGAUGAGUACAAAGAAGCUGUUCGUUCGUUUGCUGAAUACAGUCAAUCUUUAUUGGCACACCCACACACUUGGGUCCGUUUGACAGCGUCUCAGAUGAUCGGCUUCAUCUUGGCCGUUCUUGACGUUGAUAAAGUCAUAGACCUCUUGAAAAAUCCUGAGAAAUGCGAAACUGAAACCGGUUACAUGUAUUCCGACCCAGCCGCGACGAUAAAGAGUUUGACUUUAGAUUUAGUUGGCCAAUUGCAACCAGAUAUGGUGUUUGAAGAACUGUCAGAACAAAGCAUUAAGAAUUUAAUUUGUAUUGCGAGAAUUUUAAAGUCCAUUAAAAUGUCCGAUAAUGUUACGGUCGACCAAGGUGACGAGAUAAAGGAAAAAGACAGGAACCAGUUAUCUCUUCCUUGGUUAAUUAGAAGACUGCGAAAAGUUGUGAAUAUAGAAAUAACGCGAGCUCCCAAAUCGAAAUCAGUGCGUACUGCCUUCUUCAAAUGGGUGGCCGGUGUAGUGGCAACUAUACCCAUGGAAUAUUUAACUCCAGUGCUUUUUAACAUCAUGUCGCCCAUUGCACAUGAAAUGGCAACCACAGAAGAACAUAACGUCGUUCUGCGACGAUUGGCCAAAGAAGCGUCCGUAAUGAUAAAGAAACGUUUGGGUAACGAAGAGUACGCUAGGUUACUAAGUCGAGUUCAACAGAAAUUGGAUAUCAGGAAAGCAGAGAGAAAGAAAAUACGAGCGCAGCAGUUUGUAACGGACCCGGAAUUAGCUGCCAAACGUAAGAUAGCUAGGCAACAGAAGAAGAAAAUUGCUAGGAAGAGGAAAUCGGAUGCCAUUAGAGGGAAGAAAAUGGUUGACGCUUUUGGACAACAAUGGCACAGUUAUUUACAAACCGUAAUAAUGUCGUAA
Dufourea novaeangliae is the source of this 8380-nucleotide messenger RNA. Its product is annotated as small subunit processome component 20 homolog. The record is from RefSeq and is a predicted model, not a curated record. The transcript is spliced from 12 exons. Gene Ontology annotation, cellular component: 90S preribosome; nucleolus; small-subunit processome. NCBI's taxonomy places the organism in Eukaryota, Metazoa, Arthropoda, Insecta, Hymenoptera, Halictidae. Bases 14 to 8380 code for a protein of 2788 amino acids.